Molecule: messenger RNA, 3081 nt
Organism: Schistocerca serialis cubense
Lineage: Eukaryota; Metazoa; Arthropoda; Insecta; Orthoptera; Acrididae
Product: amidophosphoribosyltransferase-like
Exons: 11
Coding region: 223-1833 (536 amino acids)
Biological process (GO): purine nucleobase biosynthetic process; purine nucleotide biosynthetic process
Molecular function (GO): amidophosphoribosyltransferase activity
Source: RefSeq, a predicted model, not a curated record
CAAACUAACCGGGAAUGGCAGCAAAUCUUCAGCAGCUGCUGUACUGGUUUGGCGCUCAAAGUUUCCUCCCCCACCAGAAGCCAGUCACGUGGUACCGAUACUCCAACUAAUAGUAGCCGGGUCUCAGGAUGCAGUGAGUUCUUUGCAACGCACGUGGUGUGUUUGUUUCGUCUCGUGAAUUUCCGAGGAACCGCGCGUGUUAAAGAGAAACAUCGAGAGGGGAUGCAGUCGCAGGCUACUCUGUCAGUUUGGCGACGUAUGUCACAAACUAAAACCGUAUUCACGUUGUCGACUGUCGUGGGGACAGCUUCACGAAUGACAGAGGAAAUAACCACAGUUAACAAGGAAGAGACUGGCUUAACACACGAAUGUGGUGUGUUUGGCUGUAUAGCUGCCGGCGACUGGCCCACACAGGUUGAUGUUGCCCAAGUUAUUUGCCUAGGGCUUGUGGCACUACAGCACAGAGGACAGGAGAGUGCUGGAAUAGUUACCAGUGAAGGAAACAAUGCCAAAUCUUUCAGAGUCCACAAAGGCAUGGGCAUGAUAAAUAAUGUAUUUAAUGAUGAAUCUAUGAAGAAAUUAAAAGGCAAUUUGGGAAUUGGACAUACACGGUACUCAACAAGUGCAGCAUCUGAAGAAGUUAAUUGCCAGCCAUUUGUUGUUCAUACAACCCAUGGUCCUCUUGCAGUUGCUCAUAAUGGAGAACUUGUUAACUGUGGUUCACUACGUAAGAUGGUGCUGGCUCGUGGUGUUGGUCUUUCAACACACUCGGACAGUGAACUGAUCACACAAGCUCUUUGUCUGAAUCCACCUGAUGGUGAAACAAAUGGCCCUGACUGGCCAGCAAGGAUAAAACACCUAAUGCAACUUGCUCCACUCUCAUACUCAUUGGUGAUCAUGCAGGAUGAUCAUAUAUAUGGAGUAAGAGAUCCUUAUGGCAACAGACCACUUUGCAUUGGGAAAAUAGUACCCAUAAAACUUAAAGAUAGUGAGCCAUCAGAAGAGGAGGAAGAAGGUGAAGGUUGGGUUAUUUCUUCAGAAUCUUGUGGCUUUCUUUCAAUUGGAGCUCGUUAUGUACGUGAAGUGUAUCCUGGUGAAAUUGUGGAAUUAACUAAACAUGGUAUCAAGACAAUUAGCAUUGUUUCCAGACCAAAUGCAAAGCCUCAAGCUUUCUGUAUCUUUGAAUACGUAUACUUUGCUCGCUCUGAUAGUAUUUUUGAAGGCCAAAUGGUGUACUCUGUUCGAAUGGAGUGUGGCAGAGUUCUGGCAAGGGAAGCUUAUGUUGAUGCUGAUAUUGUGAGCUCAGUCCCUGAAUCUGGGACAGCAGCAGCACAUGGAUAUUCCCAGGAGUCUGAAAUUCCUUUCGCUGAAGUUCUGUGUAAAAACCGGUAUGUUGGAAGAACCUUUAUCCAGCCGAGUACUCGACUUCGACAGCUUGGUGUAGCAAAGAAAUUUGGAGCUUUAUCUGAGAAUGUGAGAGGAAAGAAAAUAGUUUUGAUUGAUGAUUCCAUUGUAAGAGGGAAUACUAUCGGACCAAUUAUAAAAUUACUGAGAGAUGCUGGUGCCAGUGAGGUCCAUAUAAGAGUGGCUUCACCUCCUGUGAAAUAUCCUUGUUACAUGGGCAUCAAUAUACCAACAAGUGAGGAGUUAAUUGCAAACAAAUUAGACUCCUUGAAGCUUGCAAAACAUGUUGGUGCGGACAGUUUGGCGUACUUAUCUGUGGAAGGCUUAGUGCAAGCAGUUCGGCAAAGAAUGAAGAACAAAAGCUCCACAAGCAUUGGACACUGCACAGCGUGCCUCACUGGAGUGUAUCCAGAAAAACUGGAAUGGUGAUGUGCUUUACUACCAGCUGUUAGACAUGCAGUUGUCAACAGUAGCUGUUGAAUUUUACCACAAAAUGAAACUAUGAUGUAACACAGCUGAGGUCACUUACUGACACAACUAAGUAUAUUUAAUUCAAAAUUUAAUAAACAUGUUAUCACUUCAGAAUUAUACCUCAGAUAAGUGUUAUAUUGCAAUCUAUCUCAACUUGUUACACAUUUUUGUGGUCAGUAUAUAAUGUCUAUGUAUUUUUGAUAAUUUAAUUUUUUACCUCUGGCAAUUAUCUUAAAUGGUUAAAUUCUUAAUUUAUUAAAGAGUACUUCUGAAGUACAAUUACAUUCGAGUUGUGCUCUUACAAAGUAAAGAGCUAUGAGAUCCCUUUUUUCUUUCUUUCUGAAAACUUGAUAAAACAGGAAUCACAUAAUAAAUGUUCUUGUUUUAUUAUUCAGUUUUUGUGUUCAUGCCAUUACAUUCUGAUGUAGUGAGCGAAUUCUUUUCAGAAAGUAAGGGGUCCUGUGAUUUUUUUUUAAAAAAUCCUAUUAUUCUUUGUAAUAUAUAUUGUGAUGCUAUGUUUUUUAAAAAUUAAGAACUACUUUUUGUUCCUUUACCAAGUUCACUGUUAUAGUGUCACAUUUUUUGUGUCUGUACAUGAAGUGUACUUCUUCCAUGAUGUAUCCAUAUCACUAAGCUUUUAAUCUGAAUUUCACAAUGAGCAGGAUAAAGGAGAUGGUUUGUCUCCUCUUAUUUGUGAAAAGUUAUUUUUAUAUUAGAAAAGAACCAUUCCAUUGUAAUAUUUCUGUACAUAUGAAGUUGGAAUGUAGAUUUGAUGCUGCGUAUUAAUUUUAUGUUUUAUAAUGAAAUGUAAUGUGCCAAUUAACUCUAAAAGAAACCAAGCUCAGUGGUUUUGUAGAGUUUUUGUGCUUGAAUCAACAUCAAAAUGUUGGUUCAAUCUUAGAUUACUCUCAACAGAAACACCAAGUCUUAUGUGUUAUAAUUUAUCAUUUUAGCAGACUAAGAGUUAGGUGUAAACACACCUUGCCAGAGCAAAAGCUACAUAUGGGCUCAGAUUUGUCAUCAUUUUAAUGUGGAAUAUAUUACUUCAACAAUUUAUUUCUAACAGUUCCUAGUUCAAUUACACAUCCAUGGAGGCUGUAUUACUCUUGCUCAUUAUGGCAAUUUCAGAUCUGCAACUUAAUUUUACUUAAUAUUUUUAAUUUUUGUCAAGCGUUUUAUGUGAAUAAAUUUUUUAAAUAGUUAAAA